AAUUUACUGACAGAAUUUAAAUAUUUGUUGCCAUUUGUGUACAAUUGAAAUCUUCACAGGGAAACUCUUAGUGUUUUAAAUUGACAGUGAAAUCGGUAAGGGUUGUCCUGAAUGUUGAACCAUUUGUUUUUUGCCCUGUUCAUGGGUUGCCUGAUCAGCAUAAUCAGAGCCGCACCUACACUGCCACCGUCCACGGUUCGUGUCCACUUAAAGCCUUCUUCAAGCUUCUUCAUACACCCGCCACGGACAACCACAUCCAAGCGACUUGCCAUUUCCAAAGUUAAUUCCACAACUCAUGACUGGUGGUAUUUUAGAUCGAAAACAGUUGAUUCCAAAAGCAAAGCAAAGGUCCAAGGAAUCGGAAAUGAAAAGAGGCUGGUGAAGCUGGAUCUACGUCCGACCACAAAUUCUCGAAACUUCAGUACCCCAUCAGGACGCAAAUCAGAUAUUAAUAUCGAAAAAGAAAACGAAGACAAAAGGCUGAGUAAAAAGCGUUCCCACGUACGGGUCGUGGUUCCUUUAAGCUCAACCCGUCUGAGCGUUGGCGCUAAGGAUCCAAAAACACGGAAAAUCGGAGUAACUCCGAAUACUUCCCUGUUUCCAGCAACCAGAAAUCAAGGACUGUUGCUGCUGCAUCCACGUCCGGCCACAAAUGCUCAAAACCUCAGUGCGUCAUCAAUACAAAAAUCUCAUAUUAAAGGCGAGGGCAGAACGCAGACUAAAAAUCGUUUCCAAAUAAGACGCACGACGUCCUUGACGUCAAUCCAUCCGAGCGUCGGGGUCGAUGAUCCAAAGAUCCAUCCAGGGGGAAUCGGAGUGACAUCGAACGCUUCCACGCUUCCAGUAACCAGAAAUCUAGGACUUAUGCUUCUGGAUCCUCGUCCGAUCACAGAUUUUCAAAACCUCAGUAGCCCCCCAGUAGCCCCCGGAUUCAGAAGCCAGGUACAAAAAACCACCCGUAAAAUUCCCAUGGAGCUUACAAUACCGAUGAAAUAUCUGACCAGUCCGCAGAACGUGUUGAUGAUGGACGCGGCACCUGAAGAUGAUCAAAUGAUACAUACCGAAGCACCCGUGUGGAAGGACACGCGGUACCAUUUCCAGCACCAAAGCCGACAACCUAAAAUACGCCUAGAGUCGAGUCCAAUAAUGGAGUUCUAUCCCGAAGAUGGGAAGUUAAACACCGUGUGCUGGAACAAAUCAACCAUUAGGGGAACGGAUAUGGUUAUGAACUAUAUUAAGCCCCAUAUCUAUAAAAAGCCGUACGGCAAGAGGCACCUUUACCCUGCAUUUCGAAAGGCAAAUGGCACAUCGGGUAUGCCAUUGUUAUUCUGCCACAGUUCGGAUUCGGCUCCUGUUCAAAUGUUUUUGAAAUGUAUGAUAAUGCGCCACAUGAUGAUGGAGUCGUUGGUACCCAAAUAUCCCUACCACCAGGUCCAACCAGGUCCAUAAUAGUGCUGCUUUGGAAAACUGGAUCUAAAGCUGAAACUAAACACCAUGGAGGGUCCUGCUGCUAUUUGAUGAGCUGAUCAUCUGAUGAUCUUUUGAUCUGCAUUGAUUUUUUUUUAUCAUAGUAUACAUUGUUCUUUCAUUCCCCAAUGGAAUUGUGGAAUAGUCUCAUUUCCAAUAUAAAAUUCAUAGUGUUACAUGGGCAUAUUAUAUUUAUUUUUAUUUAUUUCUUAAAUUUGCUGUGAAUAAAACUAUUAGGAUACUCAAAAAUGUACAAGAUCAGCGUGAUGGUCUUCCUCUGCCUCUGUUGCUUUAUUACCACGAUUCCCUUGAAUCGCCGUCAUCUAGUCGUAUCGCAAGGCACUUACCCUGGUAAUCGCAGCAGACUGGUGGUCGACUAUGAUCUUGGGUUGAGCGACCAGGCAAAAGAUUCGAUAAGUGCUGGUCGGGGUAUCCGACUCUUCCAAAUGCCCACAUUUGCCAAUGCUCAAACCAGGAGGGAGUAUACGGGAGCAAUAAACACAACGGGGGACAUCACUUUUUCGCAUAGAUCUACUAAGAACUAUGACGAGAAACGAAAGCCUAGAGCAAGGGACGGAGAAGGAGAGGGGGGAGGAGGAGAGGGAGAGGAAGUAGUUAACGAAGCUCAAGAAAAGAGAAGAGCAAGAGACGGCGAUGGCGACGGCGACGGAGAAGGUGGAGAUGUAGUCCAAUCCCAAGAAAAGCCAGUUGACGAUGUCCUUGCGAUGGAUCAGGAAGACGACGAGGAGGGAUCAGACAAGGAUGAAGAAGAAGUGGUGGAAAAUAAAUUGAGUACAGUAAGCAGUACCAGAAAGGAGCUGAAGGUUACAGAAUUAGAACCAGAGCCAGAAUUAUUACCAGAACAAGAAGCAGAAGACGAAGAGGAUCGAGAUGAUGACGAUGUGGAGGAGAUUGAAGAUCUGGCGAAAAAACCAGAUGUUGCUGAGCAAAAUAUGGGCUUCAAGGGCCUACUCGGACCGAAGACACCAAGAGGCUAUGGCUUUCUUAAGAAACAAGGGGAAAGCGGAUUUGGAGAAGCCAUAUCCUAUGCCGCCAGUUGGAAGGACACGCGCAGGGAGGAGUGGAGAAGUGCGCUCGCUCGUGCCGGCGUUAUGUCCAAUCCCCUCGAGGACUACUAUCCAUCAAACACGAAAAAUAUCAGCACGGUGUGCAAAGAUAGAUCGUCGAUAAUGAAUUUUCCAAGAGUCACUAAGUGGCUGCACAAGGUUCUCACAAACAUCACAUACACCCAGCGGCCAAUAUUCGUCGAGCUUAGGCGGGAGCUGUUCAAAUUCGGCAAAUCGGAGUUGUGCCACAAAACUACAAUGGUUAAAUGGAAGGAUUAUCAAUACUGCGCCCUCAUGCGCAACCAGCGGAUGGAGUACAUGAUUCCACAUUAUCCGCUGCACCAAAUCGGCUAUCGUCUGUUGUUCAAGGCAAAGAAAGGCGCCUGAUUCGCCAGUUACUUUGUCCUUUGUAGUCUGUCAAAAUCAAAAAAAAUGAAUGCAGAAUAUCUGUUUUGUGACAACACUCGACAACAACACUUUAUCGAAGGACUUUCCACUCACUCCUUCUGAAGUGGGGGUUUCACAGCUUUCAUACUGAUAUUUAUAUCGGUGUAUCUUUCCCGUAGCCCUUAACUGUCAGCACAAACUGAGGAGCCUGGGCAUAUUAUUCCAAAGGCUAAAAACCAAAUACAGACACAACACAAAAAGUACAUGAACGAUGAAAGUAAAUUAUCUAGUGUAUGUUGCCAUUGGAUGCUUGAUCAUGAUGCCUUUUAUGGUGGAUACCAUGACAAUGAUAUCCAAUGAAGGUGUCACGAAACUGGGCGAAGAAACUGGUGUCUCCUCCGCCAGACAUCCUCAUAGCGAGCAGCUGCUAAUGGAUCAGCAGGACAUGCAGAUGGCGGCUGAUAACUCUGAUCUGGGCCUUCGCAUGUUUCCCAUAGUAUAUCAUAGCGAGCCGCCACCUCGUGAAGAACCUCGCAGCUCUGGACCACCCCAGUUGGAAAAUAAGUGGACUAGACGGUCUAGUGUCGAUCCCCUCCUCAACUUCUGGGCCAAGGCCGAGGAUAAAGUAACUAAAGGAACUACUAAGUUACUACCAAGAAAAUAUGACGAAGUGGAGGCUGAAGCUGACAAAGAAAGUGAUGGUGCUGGUGCUAGUGCUAGUGCUGGUUCUGGUACUGGUGCUGGUGCUGUCGAACAGAGAGCUGGUACAGAGAUGACCAUAUCCCUGCCGCGAUACGUGACUGAUCAUAUGGGUAAAUGGGUAUUCAAUCCGUGGGGCGUCACCUUCGGGGAUGUUUGGGAAGAUACUCGUUUCCAGUUUGAUGGCAAACAUUCUGUGCCGUGGAUCCUGGUAGAUCAUGGCGAUCCUGGCGCGUAUCGGAUGGAAAAGCUUCAUGGAUCAGUGUGCCAGGGCAAGUCGACCAUUUACAACGUUCCCAAAAUAUACAAAUGGUUUCCACGGUAUAUUGAUACGAAAAAACGCUAUCACCGGAACAUCCUAACUAAUCUGAGAAAGGAGAUCUACAAAGAUGGCAGAUCGGAGAACUGCCACACCGCGGACUUGGACGAUUGGUACGCGUACAUGCACUGCGCUCUAUUGCGAAAUAUGCGGAUGGACUAUUUUGUACCCAAUUAUCCUCUCCACCGUUGGUAUAACACCGACUAAUACCAGCCAUACCAUCUAUCCGAUAUUCCCGUUACCAUUGUAGUGUUGUGAAUGAAAUAAAACUGAAAAUAUUUGUUUUGUGUA
This is a messenger RNA of Drosophila pseudoobscura, 4230 nucleotides long. RefSeq lists its product as uncharacterized. The coding region runs from base 1716 to 2921 and encodes 401 amino acids. NCBI's taxonomy places the organism in Eukaryota, Metazoa, Arthropoda, Insecta, Diptera, Drosophilidae. The transcript has 4 exons. The record is from RefSeq and is a predicted model, not a curated record.